AUGGCUAACCCUGCGACGCCUCCGAUGCUGCAGUUCGGCGACAUACCGCCUCCGCCGCCACCUCCGAGCACCAACGUCCCUUUCGGGCCCGCCGUGCAACCCCCUGCCGACCUGGUCUUCACGUUUACAGAGGACUUCGGGCCCCUCACACAACUGAAGACAUUUGACAUGCGCGACGGGGACCUUGCCAACGCGAAGUCUCUCUUCAUCAAGCCUAGCAUCCCUCAAACGUGGCACUGGAGGCCUGUGGAGAACCUUGCCCCCGAAAACGCAGUCGCCAACGUUGGGGCAUACAUACGCAGCGUCCGCACAUCCCUGACAAUGAACUCACCCCCCGGCUGGAGCCCACAGUUGAUCAACAAGGCCGCCAUCGUGGUUGGUACGGCAAGGGCUGUGACUGCCGAGUUGUAUCGGAUUGAGCCCCCAGACCUCAUCCUCGGAGAGGCUGCGCCGCCUCACUUCAUAGCCAGUGAGGACCAGAGCGGCCAAACGGUCAUAAGCGUCAACCCAAAGCUAGAGCCCAACGUGCAGGCCAGCCUGACAACUCCACUAGAGCUGACAGAGGCCGACAGGGCUGCAAUCACAGUGGCCCACAUGUCUGCUGUCGGGAUCUUGCCUAUGCAGGGCUAUUCGAUCGUGAUGACGGGCCACCACUACCUGAGCGACCCCAAAAUGCAAUCCCGUAGAGCAUUUGAUGCAAUGGAGCGCCAGCACUGGACCUCGACCGCCGUCGCCCAAUGGUGGUAG
This is a messenger RNA of Vitis riparia (riverbank grape), 747 nucleotides long. RefSeq lists its product as uncharacterized. The transcript has a single exon. NCBI's taxonomy places the organism in Eukaryota, Viridiplantae, Streptophyta, Magnoliopsida, Vitales, Vitaceae. The coding region runs from base 1 to 747 and encodes 248 amino acids. The record is from RefSeq and is a predicted model, not a curated record.